AAUUACUUAAAAAUCAUUAUUAUUGUCUUUGCUUCAUUUAUCAUUCAUAGAUAUCUAUCUUCAACUCCAAGCAUCAAAUCAUACAUACAUAGAAGAAGAAGAUCAAAUUAUUAUUAAAGGUGCAACAUGAAACGUUUUGGGUUUUCUCUUGCAUGGGGUUUUGCAACAAUUGUGCUAGCUUCUUCAUUGGUUUCCGCUGCUGUUGUGGAUUACACUUGGGAUGUGGAGAAUUUUACAGUGGAGCGUUUGUGUGAUGAGCAUGUAGUGACUGGAGUGAAUGGAAGCAUUCCAGGGCCAGCAAUUAACGUUAGAGAGGGUGACACUGUAAUUAUACACGUUAGAAACAAGUCACCCUAUAAUGUUACUCUUCAUUGGCAUGGAAUAUUUCAACUUGCAAGCCAAUGGUCAGAUGGUCCAGAAUAUGUAACUCAAUGUCCGAUACCUCCAGGUGGCAGUUACAGAUACAAAUUCACCAUAACAAAACAGGAAGGAACACUUUGGUGGCAUGCACACUCAUCUUUCUUGCGUUCCAAUGUUUAUGGAGCCCUUAUUAUUCGUCCUCGCUGGGGACACUCCUACCCAUUCCCUAGAGUUUACCAAGAAGUACCUAUUUUGCUCGGAGAGUGGUGGAAUGUUAAUGUAGAGGAUGUUGGGAACAACGCAUCACAAGGAAUAGUUCCGAGAAAUUCAGACGCUUUCACAAUUAAUGGCUUGCCUGGCGAUUUAUAUAAUUGUUCCCAAAAUCAGACUUACAGGCUGAACGUGAAGCAAGGAAAAAGGUACUUGUUGCGAAUUAUCAAUGCUGCACUGAAUGAACAACACUUCUUUAAGAUUGCGAACCACAGCUUCACGGUUGUAGCCAUUGAUGCUAGCUACACUCGGCAGUAUAAGACGGACGUUAUAGUAUUGGCACCAGGGCAAACCGUUGAUGCAAUCAUCACAACAAACCAAAGCGUGGGUUCUUACUACAUGGCAUUCACAGAAUACAGAUCCUCAAAUGUGAUAAACAAUAACUCAACAACAAGGGGAGUGUUGGUUUAUGAGGGUGCAUCACAAUCAUUAGCCCCUAUAAUGCCUGACCUACCAGAUCAAUUUGACACACCAACUGCACACAAGUUCUACACCAACAUUACAGGUUUAGCCGGUGGCCCUCAUUGGAUCCCCGUUCCACGAAGCGUGGACGAAAACAUGUUCAUCGCAUUUGGGAUUGCACUAACACCAUGCAACCUUCCAGGACCAAGUGGUUGCAUUAAUCUUGGAGGAAUAAAUGUGUUAUUAUCGGCAAGCAUGAACAAUGAGUCUUUUGUGUUACCAAAGGGUAGAGGCUCCUCUAUGUUAGAGGCAUUGUACCACAACAAUGUUAGUGGAGUCUACACUAGAGAUUUCCCAAGUCAACCUCCAUUUGUGUUUGACUACACGGAUCCUUCUCUAGCUUUUGGUAACACCACCUUAGCCUUUGCACCUAAAUCAACAAAGGCCAAGCCAGUGAAGUUCAAUUCAACGGUGCAAAUUGUGCUUCAAAAUACGGCUAUUCUUGGUGCGGAGAACCACCCUAUUCACGUUCAUGGCUUUAAUUUCUAUGUUUUGGCUCAAGGGUUUGGGAAUUAUAAUGCUUCUGUAGAUGAAAGUGAGUUUAAUUUUGUUAAUCCUCAAGUCCGUAACACAAUUGCUGUGCCUGUGGGAGGAUGGGCUGUCAUCAGAUUCCGAGCCGAUAAUCCUGGUAUUUGGCUUGUACAUUGCCAUUUGGAAAAUCAUUUGCCAUGGGGUUUAGCCAUGACUUUUGAGGUUGAAAAUGGACCCACUCCUUCAACAAGAUUGCCUUCACCGCCGGCUGAUCUACCAAAGUGCUAAUUAAGCACUACUCCACACGACAACAAAUAAUUAAUAAAGCUUCAACAAAUUAUAUUUGUAUUAUACAAUAAUUCAAAAAUAAAGAUCUGUGUUAUUAAUAUUAGUUAUCCACUCUGUUUUGGUAGUAGGUUCCCAAUUUGAUUUGUUUCAUUUAUACAUACACUGUAAUAAAUGGCUACAGUCUUAGACUUGUUCUUUCAA
Messenger RNA from Arachis duranensis, 2052 nucleotides. Its product is annotated as laccase-7. The coding region runs from base 127 to 1851 and encodes 574 amino acids. Gene Ontology annotation, cellular component: apoplast. NCBI's taxonomy places the organism in Eukaryota, Viridiplantae, Streptophyta, Magnoliopsida, Fabales, Fabaceae. The record is from RefSeq and is a predicted model, not a curated record. Gene Ontology annotation, biological process: lignin catabolic process. The transcript has 7 exons. Gene Ontology annotation, molecular function: copper ion binding; hydroquinone:oxygen oxidoreductase activity.